Molecule: messenger RNA, 1404 nt
Organism: Medicago truncatula (barrel medic)
Lineage: Eukaryota; Viridiplantae; Streptophyta; Magnoliopsida; Fabales; Fabaceae
Product: probable WRKY transcription factor 40
Exons: 5
Coding region: 199-1152 (317 amino acids)
Biological process (GO): regulation of DNA-templated transcription
Molecular function (GO): sequence-specific DNA binding; DNA-binding transcription factor activity
Source: RefSeq, a predicted model, not a curated record
UUCAACUUGAGUUUCUCAACUACUAUCAUCAUCUAUCUAUUUUUAUUAAUAUAUAUAUAUAUAUGCUUUAUCUUUAGUUCAUGCACUCUUAAAUUCUAAUACCUUAAGCCACUUCUCUUAUCUUUAAUAUUGAGUUUUGCUUCAUACAACUCUUUUGUCUUUGAGCUUGAACAAUAUUUUUGGAUUUAUUUGGUUAACAUGGAUUGUUCAUCAUAUAUCAACACUUCUUUGGAUCUCAACAUUAUUCCCUAUAGAGCUCAUGAAGAAGUUCCAAAGAAGGAGGUGGAAAGCAACUUUUUCUCCUUGGGGAUGACCAACUUUUCUGUGAAAAAUGAGUCUAUUGAUGAAUUGGAGGAGGAACUAAAAAGGGUAACCUUAGAAAACAAGAAAUUGGUGGAAAUGCUCUCAGUGGUUUGUGAGAAUUACAACACUUUGAGAAGUCAUUUGAUGGAAUAUAUGAAGAGAAAUCCUGAGAAAGAAGUUAGCACAUCAUCAAAGAAAAGGAAAUCUGAAAGCAGCAAUAAUAACAAUAGUAAUUUGAUUGGAAUUAACAAUGGAAAUUCCGAGAGUAGCUCUACCGAUGAAGAAUCGUGCAAGAAACCAAGGGAAGAAGAAAAUAUUAAAGCCAAAAUUUCAAGAGCUUAUGUUAGGACUGAAGUUUCUGAUACAGGCCUUAUUGUGAAGGAUGGAUACCAUUGGAGGAAAUAUGGACAAAAAGUGACCAGAGAUAACCCUUGUCCAAGAGCUUAUUUCAAAUGCUCUUUUGCUCCAAGCUGCCCUGUCAAAAAGAAGGUGCAAAGAAGUGUGGAUGAUCAAUCUAUGCUUGUUGCUACUUAUGAAGGGGAGCACAAUCAUCCUCAACCUCCUCAAAUUGAGUCAACAUCAGGUUCUGGUCGUAGCGUGAACCACAGUUCGGUACCUUGUUCGGCGUCACUCACCUCACCAGCAGCACCAAAAGUGGUUACACUAGACUCAACAACUUCUAAGAAUAGUAAAGAUUCCAAAAGUAUUGAACCAAGAAAAGAUUCACCUAAGGAGGCUAAGGUACCAAAGAAUUUGGUGGAACAAAUGGCUACUUCAUUGACAACUGAUCCAAAUUUUAGAGCAGCACUUGUUGCAGCCAUUUCAGGAAGAUUGGUGCACAAUAAUUAAGAGGAGAUUUCAUGAAUUUUUUAGCUUACUUAAUUUCAACCAUUAAGUAUAUUCCAUAAAAUGGAUCAAUUUUUUCUUUAGAGCAAUAGGAUCUCUAUGUAAAUACAUAGAAGAUUGAGAUAUAUUUGUAUCAAUUUGAUCAUUUUUUGGGCCAAAGUAAUCUAGGAUAUAUACCUCAAAUCAAAUUCCAAAUUGUUAUUGCAAAAAUUCUAUGGAUGAAAAAAAAAUUAUCAUUUCUCAAUAUAUACAGUA